Molecule: messenger RNA, 873 nt
Organism: Aphanomyces astaci
Lineage: Eukaryota; Oomycota; Saprolegniomycetes; Saprolegniales; Verrucalvaceae
Exons: 5
Coding region: 1-873 (290 amino acids)
Biological process (GO): proteolysis
Source: RefSeq, a predicted model, not a curated record
AUGGCUUUGAAACCUCGUCGCAUGGUGACGCAGCACACUGGCAACGAGACGCAUGUGCAGUUUACCAACGGUUGUGCGUUCCAUCUACUGGUGCAUUGGGUGGCGACGGCCGCCAGCAUCAAUACCACGACGUGGCACCCGGAGCGUCCGUCAUUCAACAAACUGGGAGGGCCCCAUCAAGUGACCGUUCUCGGCAUCGACUUGACCGAACUGGUGCCAUGGACACUGCCCGACAAGCCGGAUCAAGAUGCAUCUGAUGUAGCUGAUGCUGCUGAUGCUGCUACUGAUAAUGAUGAUUUAUCUGCUGGGUUCAACGUUGUACAUGGAGGCAUCCAGCUCACGUUCGAUGGCACCCCGGAGGCACACUAUGACCAUGUGACGGUGUCGCCCAAUGGCGAGUACAUUGCGUGCUUGCUUGUGGUCGAACCAGCGUCGUCCAAAACGUGUAUUCCCGUGAGCACAUUGUUAUGCGACACACCGUACGAUGUGACGGGUCUGACAUGGCAUCCUUCGAGCGACUGGUUCAGUUUCCUCUACAAUCCCCGGGGCCACGGCUUCCUUCGCAUCGUCGCAGUCCAUGUGACAGGGGACACGCGCGUGCUGCUUGAGGACACAUCCCCAUCGACGUUUAUACUCCACACCAAGCACUACAUGCACUUCCUUCCAUGUAUCCAUGAGCUUCUCUGGAUGACCGAGCGCUCUGGGUACCUCCACUUGUACCUAUACAACGUCCCAGCCAGCUUCCAUGACAUGACUGAACUGGUCGGCCUCGCCCUCACAAGUGGACCGUAUGUCGUCCGCAAGGUAGUAGACGUGAACGAGACGUCUCGAACGGUCACGUUGGCAGUGAGCAUAAAGAGGAGCAGAUCGUGA